Haliotis rufescens (red abalone) is the source of this 1053-nucleotide messenger RNA. RefSeq lists its product as uncharacterized. Bases 1 to 1053 code for a protein of 350 amino acids. NCBI's taxonomy places the organism in Eukaryota, Metazoa, Mollusca, Gastropoda, Lepetellida, Haliotidae. The record is from RefSeq and is a predicted model, not a curated record. The transcript has a single exon.
AUGUCUGAAAUUCUUAGGAUUCGUAGUCCUGAUAAUGGCUUCGACAUUUACCAUGCCUCCAACACGGGUACCGCUAACUUCCAUCUCCGCAAGACACAUGUACCAAGGAAGAAGAGCUCCAACACGGGUACCGCUAACUUCCAUCUCCGCAACACACAUGUACCAAGGAAGAAGAGCUCCAACACGGGUACCGCUAACUUCCAUCUCUGCAAGACACAUGUACCAAGGAAGAAGAGCUCCAACACGGGUACCACUAACUUCCAUCUCCGCAACACACACGUACCAAGGAAGAAGAGCUCCAACACGGGUACCGCUAACUUCCAUCUCCGCAACACACAUGUACCAAGGAAGAAGAGCUCCAACACGGGUACCGCUAACUUCCAUCUCCGCAACACACAUGUACCAAGGAAGAAGAGCUCCAACACGGGUACCGCUAACUUCCAUCUCCGCAACACACAUGUACCAAGGAAGAAGAGCUCCAACACGGGUACCGCUAACUUCCAUCUCCGCAAUACACAUGUACUAAGGAAGAAGAGCUCCAACACGGGUACCGCUAACUUCCAUCUCCGCAACACACAUGUACCAAGGAAGAAGAGCUCCAACACAGGUACCGCUAACUUCCAUCUCCGCAACACACAUGUACCAAGGAAGAAGACCUCCAACACGGGUACCGCUAACUUCCAUCUCCGCAACACACAUGUACCAAGGAAGAAGAGCUCCAACACGGGUACCGCUAACUUCCAUCUCCGCAACACACAUGUACCGAGGAAGAAGAGCUCCAACACGGGUACCGCUAACUUCCAUCUCCGCAACACACAUGUACCAAGGAAGAAGACCUCCAACACGGGUACCGCUAACUUCCAUCUCCGCAAGACACAUGUACCAAGGAAGAAGACCUCCAACACGGGUACCGCUAACUUCCAUCUCCACAACACACAUGUACCAAGGAAGAAGACCUCCAACACGGGUACCGCUAACUUCCAUCUCCGCAACACACAUGUACCAAGGAAGAAGACCUCAAGGGCCGACGGUCCCCUUAAUUCCCAACACUGA